Messenger RNA from Dimorphilus gyrociliatus, 1234 nucleotides. NCBI's taxonomy places the organism in Eukaryota, Metazoa, Annelida, Polychaeta, Dinophilidae. The record is from the annotation of a GenBank genome assembly.
CAGUUUUCUGGGCCACGUCAACGAAGUAAUCAUGGCGGAAGAAAACGAUAAAGAAGUCAAAGAAGAGAAGAAAGGCAAAGACAAACGCCAAAAACAAAAACCUAUUACAUCUAAAGUCACAAAGAGUUCAUUCACUCACAAAUAUUUAGCAUGCCACCUGAAAAUGCACACAGGAAGGGUUACCGGCUUCGAUUGGAGUUUCAAUGAAAAGUUAGUGGCAACAACCGGUGAUGAUCGAAGCAUUGGCUUAUGGAUUCUUCAAGGCGUUCGAGAUGAGGAUAAUAAACAACCUCUCAAAUCCAUAAAGGUCAAUGUUGAAUUAGAUGACGCUGUAAAAAUCCGAUUCUAUCCGGACGAUAAGGCAUUUUUCGUGAAUUUGUACAAUGACAAUUCCAUUCGAGGCUUUAAAAUUACUAAAAAGGAUAAAGGAUCCUAUACAGCUACUGCUGCCCUGGAUUUCAAAACAGGCCAUGAAGGUGAAAUAACAGAUAUGGGUAUUUCAUCUAAUGGAAAGUUCCUCUUUACCUCGGACAACGGUACAAAUAUCAGAGUUUGGGCUCCAAAAGGAGAAUUACUUGAAUCUAUUGAUUCAAAACAAAUUAAGAAUAAUCACACGGCUGUAUCAACAUGUGGAAGAUUUAUUGCUACAUGCGGAUUUACACCGGAUGUAAAGGUUUGGGAAGUUGUCUUUACAAAAAAUGGCGAAUUUCAACAGGUUGUAAGAGCCUUUGAGUUAAAGGGACAUAGAGCUGCUGUUUACAAUUUCAGCUUUUCUGCUGGAACGGAAAGGAUGGCCACAGUGUCAAAGGAUGGUACGUGGAGAUUAUGGGAUACGAAUGUUGAUUAUAAGCAACAACAGGAUCCCUACUUGCUACAAACUAGAGAACUUGAUGGAAUUACUUUUUCCUCUCGAAUAGCCUUAACACCCGAUGGUCUAACUGUAGCCAUUACAAGAGGUGGUUCUAUAUCAAUUUUCUCCGCCAAAAACGGAGAAUUACUCGAAGAGAUACGAGAUAUCUUUGCCGGUGAUAUUACAGAGAUCUCAUUUUCUCGAGAUGGUAUGUUUCUGGGAGCAUGCGGAGAUCGCGUCCUCUCUCUAUUUCAUAAUAUUCCUGGUGUUCGAGCUAAAAUAAAAGACUUUGAAGAACUAAACAAAAAAGCAACCGGUGCCUUGGCUGAGAGGCUAAGAAAACAAAUUAAAGAAUGCUCGAAAAAGUUAGAAAAAUAUGAGUAA